Molecule: messenger RNA, 342 nt
Organism: Bipolaris zeicola 26-R-13
Lineage: Eukaryota; Fungi; Ascomycota; Dothideomycetes; Pleosporales; Pleosporaceae
Exons: 5
Coding region: 1-342 (113 amino acids)
Source: RefSeq, a predicted model, not a curated record
AUGUUCAAAGCCACCCGCGCCCUGUCCAUGCAGCCAACUCGCAUGAUGGCCAUGCAGCCAUCGCGAAUGAUGGCAAUGCAGCCCACGCGGUUGAUGGCCAUGCGCCAGAGCCCCCAGCUCUUCGUGAGGCAGACCAUGGCCCUGCGCAGCCCCGUCCCCAAGGAGGAGCACAGCGCCCACACCGUUUCGCAGCGUCUCCGCCAGCUUAAGAACAUCCCCACGGAGAUUUGGCCCCUUAUCGUCGUUCUCGGCGUCGCCAUCGUCAUGGCCUUCUUCUCCAUUACCCGAAAACUCUGGGUCGACAAGACCCUCCGCCUCAAGAGGCAGGGCAAGCAGGAAUAG